CUAGUCAGUUAUUUUUUGAAUUUUUUGAAUUUGUGAGCUUCAGAGCUCUUCAACCGCUCUUUAUUGCAGUGUAAUGCAAAAACGUAUUGAACUUGGUGCCAGAGCUAAUAACAAAUCGGGAAGUUUUAAUUAGUGUUAUGAAUAAAGAAAGUAAGAAAAAAAAGGUAUAAGCUAUUUGUACAAAAAUUACCUUAUAAAAAAUCGAAUUGUUCGAAGCAAAUGUCCAAUACGUGAGCAUUGGAAACAAUUUAAUAGACCUGAUAAGGAACUUUCAUUUUCGAAAAGUAUAUAUUAGUUUUGAAAGCAGAUUAGGAGACGGGACAUCUAUUAUGCUCGCUAAGCUUACUAACGAAUUUGCUGAUAAAAUAUCAAAUAUAUGUUUUAAUUAAAUUAGCUACAACCAUUUAUUAAGGUGGCUCAUAUAGGAAAAACUCAUUUUUUAAAGAAAAUUUGAUUUUUUUAUUUAUCAUUCAAGUUUAUCAUUUGAUACAAAAUUUAUCAUUUUUCUAGAAAAUUUUGCACAAUUUACUCACUACUAUUAAUUUAGUUUAACUUUUCAUUAUUGAUGUCUAGUAAACAGAAUUUCGUAAGAAAGAAAAAAUUCAAGUUUAAAGGAAAUCGGUUUAACAAGUUGAGCAAGUUUUUCUAUCUGAAAAAUAAAAACUUUAUAAACAACUCAUAAAAUGAACGUAUCAUUUAACGUGUCACUUGGCUUAUUGAAUUUUACUAAUACAAACUCUCUCCAAAAUCACCGUGAUGUCUUUUCAUAUGAAGAAAAUUUGGCCGUUCGCAUAUGCUACACUAUUGUUACAUGUAUAGAUUUAUUUAGUUUAGAAAUAUGGCUUGAUACUUUUUUGGUGGCAGUUUGUUGGAAAGAAAAGGGUUUAAUAGCAAAUAGCUUUGUUGCUUACCUUAUUAUUUGUGAUGGUAAACUUAGAACUGUUAUCAAUUUGCUUGUUUUGAAUCUUGCAAUCGCAGACAUAAUUGCUUGCUUAAGCAUCUACCCUUUUAUAUAUAUUAACCUAGCUGAGACUAGAAUACGAGGAACUACAGCUAAUGUUUUAUGUGGUUUUACGGAUGGCUUGUUUGGUUUCUUUGUUGCAGCCGCUGUUUCAUUAAUAACUUUAAGUAUGCUUUCUAUCAUUAGAUAUUUUGGUAUAAACCACCCAUAUAAUCAAAGAUGGACACUUCAAUAUAACCAUAUGAAAUGGGUCUUUGGAUUAAUUUGGGUAUUUAGUUUGGCACUUGUUUUACCUAACCUUAUUUCAUUUAAGUACGACGAGUAUUUCAGGCUAUGCGUAAGAAAUUGGGCGGUUGGUGUUAAUCCACUAAUUUAUUUUAUUUUUACAAUCAUUUUAGGAGUGCUUUUGCCUUUAUCUUCUCUAUUGUUUACAUAUUUUACAAGUUUUUAUACACUUUUUCUCAAAGAUUGUUUUAAUAAUAACUUAGUUGUAUCAGAAAGAAAUAAUGUAAUUAAAAAAAGAGCCCUCAAAUGGUUAGGAGUUCUUGUGUUAACUUAUAUUAUUUGCUGGUUACCUUUUAUUCUAUAUUGGUUUUUAUCCGUAGUCAUUGGUAAGUACUCAGUAAGUAAUUACGAAGAUGUAAGAAAGGGCGUUCGUCUUGCAAGAUUAACAUUAUUUUUUGCUGCAUCAAAUACUGUAUUUAAUCCGAUAGUCUACGCAUUUAAAAGUAAAAAGUUAAGAUCUGCUUUCAAAUCAUUAUUUGGAUUGCACGUUCGUGAUGUAACUAAUUCAACAUCAAGAAGAGUUUUAACUCAAUCAAUUUCUAGCAUUACAAUAACUACAACAAUUUAGCGUCCGUAUCUUCUAAAUGUUUGUUAGUUUUUUGAUAAUUCAUCGGUAGUUGUAAAUGUACCAUUGGUAAUUCACAAACUCUAUUUUGAAAAACUAAUAAAAAUAAUAAUAUGCGUACUUAACAAAACUUUUUGCAAGAAUAUCAAAGCUUUAAAAAUUUUGGCUGUUUUAAUUUGAACUUAUUGU
Molecule: messenger RNA, 2000 nt
Organism: Hydra vulgaris (swiftwater hydra)
Lineage: Eukaryota; Metazoa; Cnidaria; Hydrozoa; Anthoathecata; Hydridae
Source: RefSeq, a predicted model, not a curated record